AUGACUUCAGUCCAGGGCAUAUACCCACAGCCCUACCUCUUCCCAAGGGAUUUCGAAGACAUCAUGGAUAUGUUCCCUCCUUCGCCGGAGGAUCCCGAACUGGUGCCUAUUUUGGACAGGGAAGAUAACAGCGACCUAUCUCGUCCAGACUCAUCUAUCAGUAGCUAUAGCUCUCGGUCCUCUACAGAUAGUCUAUGCAUUCCCGAAAUUUCCUUCCGAUAUACCGGUAUGCAAACACCACAGAAACAUCAGCUUCCUCCACCACCUCCUCCAACACCAUUCUUGACAUCUCCACUGAUGUCUCCGCUAGAACACGGGCUCGAGGACGAUAGAGACUUGUAUUCCUCACCAUUCGUGCUUAGCGCAAACCUGCUAGAGCUCGGAGAGACGCUGGGAGAUCUGUUCGUAGAGUCGGAUUACGAAUAUAGAGAAAUGGGAGAAAGCCCAUAUGUUCCCUUCCAGCACAAACCAAAGCAUCUCUCCGAUUCAUGGUCCCUGCCCUGCUCAUUCAAAGACCUAGCAGACUACCCGGCACUAAAUGCCGAGCCGUACGGUAACGAAGGCCGCUACCUUCCUCCUAUACGAUCAAGCUUUGACGAAGGACUAUUCAUGGCUCGAGAAGCACCAUACGUCCGCCACACAAACCGCACAAAAAAAUCAAUCUCCCGCACACCCCCUCCCUCGAGGCACUCAGGAGGCUCAGAAGAGAGACCCUGGUCGCUAUCUGAGAUCGAGAAACAGCUGCAAAUACUAGCUGAUGAACGAGCUCGAGCGGAGGAGCUAGAGGAACAGGGCGAAUUAACGGAACGGAGGAUUUCACGCAGAGGGGGACCUAUGAAAAAGAUCUCGAGGGCUUGGAAGGGUUACCUGCACCGGUCGUGAAUAUUUUGACGUGGCUAUUCCUAUUACGGGUGUCAAAUAUCUCUCCCUUUUUUUCGCUCAUCUCUCUAUCUGUCCCAGGGCUCGGAGCUGAGCUCCGAUGUGUCAGCCAGUUAAUACCCCAUACCCUUUUCCUCAACCAUCCUUGUAUAGAAAUUACGGCUUACGGUCUGUUUUUUUUGCCACUGUUUUCUUGAGGAAUUUUCAUUUCAUGUAACCAUUCAUUUCUUAAAUUCUAUUUAGGGCAUUUUUCCUUUCCGGUUUUACAAAAAAAAAGGUUCGGGGUUGGCCAUUGGGAAU
Tuber melanosporum (Perigord truffle) is the source of this 1179-nucleotide messenger RNA. RefSeq lists its product as uncharacterized. The coding region runs from base 1 to 882 and encodes 293 amino acids. NCBI's taxonomy places the organism in Eukaryota, Fungi, Ascomycota, Pezizomycetes, Pezizales, Tuberaceae. The transcript is spliced from 2 exons. The record is from RefSeq and is a predicted model, not a curated record.